AUGCAAAUGUCAAGAGGAAGAUGCGGUGGUUGUUCCCAAAGAAUCACCCAACUCCACCAACUUUUUCUCCGCAAACCCUUCACUUCCACAUCUCCUCCUCCACUUCACCACUCUUCAUCAUCUUCACUAUUCGCACCUCACCCUAAAUCCACACUCUCUUCCUUUCUCCACUCAUCACCGAUUUUCUACCCUUCUGCCACCCGUUUCGGCGCUUUCAGAUUCUUCUCCUCAAAGUCACCUAACCUCGGCUUCAAUGCCAAGAAGGUUUUUGAUAAACCUGCGGCCGCGUUGACAUCUGCUUUCUCGCGUUACCGUGAGGCCAUGGUUUUGCAGCUUGAGGCUUUCUUCAAGAGAAAUCAACUUUUUCUGUUCGGUGCUGCUGGAGUUGUUUUCUGUGCUCUUCUAUGGAGGAUUCUCUUUGGCGUUGCUAAUACUUUUGUUGUACUUUCUGAAGGAAUGGCUAAGUAUGGCUUCCUUGCCCUUUCUUCUGCUAUUGUUGCUUUUACUGGUUUGUAUAUCCGCUCGAGGUUCACAAUCAACCCUGAUAAAGUUUAUAGAAUGGCCAUGACAAGACUUAACACAUCUGCUGAGAUUCUUGAAGUUAUGGGUGCCCCUCUUACAGGAACUGAUUUAAGAGCCUAUGUGAUGUCAGGGGGUAGCCUUACAUUAAAGAAAAUCAAACCAAGUCUUAGGAGCCGACGUUGUUUUCUCAUUUUCCCCAUAAAAGGUUCUGAGAGAAAGGGUCUAGUCAAUGUCGAAGUCAAGAAAAAGCAGGGCAAGUAUGAUAUGAAGCUGCUAGCCGUUGAUGUUCCCAUGGCAUCUGGCCCAGACCAGCGUCUGUAUCUGAUUGGGGAUGAAGAAGAGUACAGAGUUGGUGGGGGACUGAUAUCUGUGCUUAGAGACCCUGUAGUGAAAGCAAUGGCAGCAACCAAAGAAUUUGAUGAUCUUGACGAGAUUGAGGAAGAGGAGGAUGCUGAAAGAGAACGUCAGGAGGCCGAACGAAAGAUCCGUGAAGAAAUUGAAAAGGUUGAAAAUAGUAGUGAUAACAAGUAA
Lathyrus sativus (Indian pea) is the source of this 1053-nucleotide messenger RNA. The record is from the annotation of a GenBank genome assembly. NCBI's taxonomy places the organism in Eukaryota, Viridiplantae, Streptophyta, Magnoliopsida, Fabales, Fabaceae.